AUGCUCUACUCCCCAAAGAGACACAUGGAGGGGAGCAACCCCCCCCCCUCCCUCCAGAUACCGCCCUCUACUCCCCACAGAGACACAGGGAGGAGAGCAGCCCCCCGCCCCCCAAACACCACGCUCUACUCCCCACAGAGACAUGGUGAGGGGGUCAGCCCCCCCCCAGACACCACCCUCUACUCCCCACAUAGACACAGGGAGGAGGGAAGCCCCCCUCCACCAGAUACCGCCCUCCACUCCCCACAGAGACACAGGGAGGAGGGCAGCUCCCCCAGGCACCACCCUCUACUCCCCACAGAGACACAGGGAGGAGGGCAGCCCCCCCAGACAACACCCUCUACUCCCCACGGAGACACAGGGAGGAGGGCAGCCCCCCCAGACACCAGCCUCUACUCCCCACGGAGACACAGGGAGGAGGGCAGCCCCCCCAGACACCACCCUCUACUCCCCACAGAGACACAGGGAGGAGGGCAGCCCCCCCAGACACCACCCUCUACUCCCCACGGAGACACAGGGAGGAGGGCAGCCCCCCCAGACACCAGCCUCUACUCCCCACGGAGACACAGGGAGGAGGGCAGCCCCCCAGACACCAGCCUCUACUCCCCACGGAGACACAGGGAGGAGGGCAGCCCCCCCCCCCAGACACCAGCCUCUACUCCCCACAGAGACACAGGGAGGAGGGCAGCCCCCCAGACACCAGCCUCUACUCCCCACGGAGACACAGGGAGGAGGGCAGCCCCCCCAGACACCAGCCUCUACUCCCCACGGAGACACAGGGAGGAGGGCAGCCCCCCCAGACACCACCCUCUACUCCCCACAGAGACACAGGGAGGAGGGCAGCCCCCCAGACACCACCCUCUACUCCCCACAGAGACACAGGGAGGAGGGCAGCCCCCCCAGAUAGCGCCCUCUACUCCCCACAGAGACACAGGGAGGAGGGCAGCCCCCCCAGAUAGCGCCCUCUACUCCCCACAGAGACACAGGGAGGAGGGCAGCCCCCCCAGACACCACCCUCUACUCCCCACAGAGACACAUGGAGGAGGGCAGCCACCCCCCCAGACAUCACCCUCUACUCCCCACAGAGACACAGGGAGGAGGGCAGCCCCCCCCCAGACACCACCCUCUACUCCCCACAGAGACACAGGGAGGAGGGCAGCCACCCCCCCAGACACCACCCUCCACUCCCCACAGAGACACAGGGAGGAGGGCAGCCACCCCAGACACCACCCUCCACUCCCCACAGAGACACAGGGAGUGGAGCAGAGGGGUAUAAUGGAGAAGGGAAAGCAAUUGCACAAGGUGUGUCAUAUUGGUAGCACUAUCUGUUUAGACUGUGUUUUGCAGUAA
This is a messenger RNA of Oncorhynchus masou masou (cherry salmon), 1350 nucleotides long. RefSeq lists its product as uncharacterized. The transcript has a single exon. Lineage: Eukaryota; Metazoa; Chordata; Actinopteri; Salmoniformes; Salmonidae. The record is from RefSeq and is a predicted model, not a curated record. Bases 1 to 1350 code for a protein of 449 amino acids.